AUGAUUAUCCAUAAUGUGAAAGUGACUGAAGCGACAGGGGAAAUCGCUUUCCGCGUGCAGGAGGAGCAAACAGGAGGGAGAGUUAUUGGAAGCUUAAAAGAAAAGCUGAAGAUCCCAGACCCCCUUCAUUUCAUCCUGCUGGAUAAAACCGAGUAUUUUACCCUGGAUUCACAAAAUGGGGAUUUGUAUACAACUGAAAAGAAACUGGACAGAGAAUCGGUUUGCCCGUUUGAUAGUAUAGAUGAGUGUGUCAUCACAAUUGAUGUUUUUGUUUCAUCUGAAGACCAUUCGGAGAUUACAAAAGUGAAAGUGUUUGUUGAAGAUAUCAAUGACAAUGCUCCCUAUUUCACAGAGGACACCAUCACUCUCUCCAUCCCAGAAGAUGCGGCAGUGGGGUCUAUGUUUCCUAUUGACCACUUGGCUAGAGAUGCAGACGCGGAAAAUAAUAGGGGUCUGACCUACCAAUUACACUGCCCAGAUCACGUUUUCACUUUAGACCAUCGUGCUGACGUAAUUUCAUUAACUGUGUCCAAGCCUUUGAAUCGGGAAUCACAAAGUGAGUACAAGAUCAUUUUAAUUGCCUCUGACAGAGGAUCGCCAUCGUUAUCCGGCAGUGCUGCUCUUAUUGUGCAAAUAAUUGAUGUCAACGAUAACUGCCCGGUCUUCCUAACGAAUAACAUAUCUGUGAGUCUUCCAAAAAACUCAUCAGUCAACACUACAGUGGCACAGCUCGUGGCUUUUGAUGAAGACAUUGGUGAAAACGGUGUUAUCCAGUAUGUUUAUAGUAGCAGAGUCCCAGAAGCUUCCAAAAAACUUUUCAACUUGGAUAGCUCAAGUGGAAUUAUAAUUUUAUCAGCCCUUAUAAGUGACGAGAGGACUCAGCUACACGUACUCCCAGUGUUGGCCGUUGGGCCAGGCUGUGUUCCAGAUGUAGCCGUUGUUAAGGUUACUUUUCAGGAACUUACAAAGCAACAGCCUAGAAUGGAGUUUCGUUUUAUAGGUACCCAAGAUACCAUGGGUGUAUCUUUAAAGGAGGAUGUUUCCCCAAAUACAGUCAUUGCCAUUUUGGAAAUUAAAGAUCCCGAUCAUAGCAUUCUUAGACCUCCGUACAUAAAUGGAAUAUCUCCAUUCCUCCUCAAGCCUUCUGAGAGCUCCCCUGAUACGUAUUUGCUUUUAACAUCCAAACAACUUGAUUUUGAAUCAGAACAAAAAUAUACACUACACAUUAUUGGUAAUUCUACCUUUGACAAAUCCAAGUUCCAUGAAGAAAUUCUUAGUAUUACAAUUGAAGAUGUGAAUGACAAUGCACCGCAAUUCCCUCAGGGUCUGCUAGAAGUAUUUAUUGAUGAAAACAAUAAUGCUGGGGAACCGUUACUAAAGGUUUCUGCAUCUGAUGCAGACGGCGGGUCCAACGGAGAUAUAAGUUACAGCUUGGGACAUGGAGCCCCCGAUAUGUUUUCAAUUGAUAGUUCAAGUGGGAUUCUUACAACGACUGCUUCUUUUGACCGAGAAAAUGAAAUGGCUUACAGUUUUCCGGUUAUUGCAAUGGAUCACGGCUCACCAUCACUGAAUAAUUCAUGUAUAAUUAAAAUUAAUAUCUUAGAUAAAAAUGAUAAUGCUCCCAGAUUUUCUACUACAGAAUUCACCUUUUUUAUUCCAGAAAACCUUCCCCGGUAUGGGGAAGUUGGAAUUAUAAAUGUGACAGAUGUCGAUUUUGGAUUGAAUGGUGAAUUUACUUUGCUAGUGUUGAAUGUAACCAAACUCUUUUCAGUCGGCCCAGAUAGAAUCUUAAGAUCUAAGGAUUACUUUGACUAUGAGUUAGAAAGAAUGUACGAGGUAUGGGUUGAAGCAAAGGACAAAGGCAACCCACCUCUGGUCUCCAGAGCAAAAAUCCAUGUCUUCAUACUGGAUGUAAAUGACAACGCACCAUUAAUACUAUCACCAGAAUCCAACUUUUCAUAUGUUUUAGUCUCGCCAGAUAUCACAAAGGGAUCCUCCAUUACUAAAGUCCAUGCUGUUGACUAUGAUACCGGGAUGAAUGGAAUCAUAACAUAUAGUGAAUUUGGUGAAGUGGACCCUAACGCCAAUCUGUUUAAAAUAGAUACCAUUACAGGCAACAUCACACUAAAAGAAACCACAAACAUUCAACACUGUGGGCUUUACCAAAUGCUGGUGAAAGCAAGUGACCAGGGAUAUCCCGAGGCUCUUUCCGCUAUAGUAAGGGUUAACAUUCUCCUUAAUCACAGCAUCAGUAAUAGAAGCUACGUGGAAUCACUAAUCAUGGACAAGACAAUUACAACCAAGUCGAACCAGGUGAUAAUGUUGAGUCCAUGUCCACAAUAUAAGGCAAUGGCGUUAUUGUCCUGGUCUCUGACGGCACCCGUCACGCUAGCAAUCCUGAGUAUCUCUGCCUUGUGCUGCAUGACGGGAACAUUUUUGUUUUUGUGUAGAAGGAAAAGACACUUGAAAAAAAAGAAACGGCCAGAUGUACAAAUUCCGUUAAAACACAAAGUUGAUUACUGUAUGAAAGACUGGAAUGAGAUGUAAAAACCCUUCUAGAACGUCCUUAACUAAGUAAAACGUGAACAUUCUAGUGAUUGCUUUCUAUAGGGAACACCAGUCGCAUCAUUUUGUAGAAGGCAAGGGAUUUGUGAAAAGAACGAAAACAACAGUAAAUUUUCUUUUCCACCAGGGAAAUUUCCCUGGGUCGAGAGAUGGUUAUAGCCCCUAUAGUCCCUACUGAGAAUACAUAGGUGGAGAAGAGACCGAAGAGAGCAACCUAGGACAGGAAAGGAU
Spea bombifrons (plains spadefoot toad) is the source of this 2796-nucleotide messenger RNA. Its product is annotated as protocadherin-20-like. Gene Ontology annotation, biological process: homophilic cell-cell adhesion. NCBI's taxonomy places the organism in Eukaryota, Metazoa, Chordata, Amphibia, Anura, Pelobatidae. The coding region runs from base 1 to 2547 and encodes 848 amino acids. Gene Ontology annotation, molecular function: calcium ion binding. The record is from RefSeq and is a predicted model, not a curated record. Gene Ontology annotation, cellular component: plasma membrane. The transcript has a single exon.